Molecule: messenger RNA, 1994 nt
Organism: Candoia aspera
Lineage: Eukaryota; Metazoa; Chordata; Lepidosauria; Squamata; Candoiidae
Gene: ZBTB8A
Product: zinc finger and BTB domain containing 8A
Exons: 6
Coding region: 78-1649 (523 amino acids)
Biological process (GO): regulation of transcription by RNA polymerase II
Molecular function (GO): protein binding; DNA-binding transcription factor activity, RNA polymerase II-specific; RNA polymerase II cis-regulatory region sequence-specific DNA binding
Source: RefSeq, a predicted model, not a curated record
CCGCCUCCGGAGCCGCAGCCAGCCCAGCCCAGCCCAGCCCGCGCCUCUCCGAGCGAGUAAACACCGCCUGUCUUAGAAUGGAGAUUUCUUCCCACCAGUUCCACCUUCUGCAGCAGCUGAACGAGCAGCGCCGGCAGGACCUGUUCUGCGACUGCAGCAUCCUGGUGGAGGGGAAGGUCUUCAAAGCCCACCGCAAUGUGCUCUUCGCCAGCAGCGGCUACUUCAAAAUGCUCCUCUCCCAGGGCUCCAAGGAGACCAGCCAGCCGACCACCGCUACCUUCCAGGCGUUUUCCCCGGAAACGUUUUCGGUGAUCCUGGAUUUUGUGUACUCGGGCAAGCUCUCCCUCACCGGCCAGAACGUCAUCGAGGUGAUGUCGGCUGCCAGCUUCUUGCAGAUGACCGACGUCAUUAGCGUUUGCAAGACCUUCAUAAAAUCGUCCCUGGACAUCAGCGAGAAGGAAAAGGACCGCUAUUUCAGUCUCUCGGACAAGGAGGCGAGCUCCAACGGGGUGGAGCGCUUGUGCGUGUACAGCGCUGGCUGGAGGCCGGAGGCGAGUCCUCCCCGCUCCCACUUAAGCCCUGACCAAGGGACGUGCGUGGUCAACAGCAGCUCCUGGACGAACUUCAGCUAUUACCCGUCCACCCCAAGAGCCGCCCAGCCCCUGUCCAAACAUGACCAAAGACAGGAACCUCCGAAGAAAAGCAGGCACGUCGGGCUGCCCCAGCCGGCAGACGGGCCCCCCUACAAAUCGAGCAAACUGGAAGACCGGGCUCCGGAGCCGGCCGGCCGCCCCGCUCCCUCGGAAGAGGACCUCCAGAUGGAUUCGGAAGGGGACUCUUGUCCGCCAGGCUACCAGUACGUGCAGGGGGCUGACACGGUCCCGAGAGGCCUGGCCGUCUCUCAGCACGAGCACGAUUCUCCCCAUUCUGCCAGCAAGUCGAAGUCCUCCAAAGCCGAAGAGCAGUACCCCAGCAUGCCCUCGGUCUUGGGAGUCAUGGGGAACUGGGCCGAGGAUGACCUCCCGAGGAUGAGGUUCAAGUGCCCCUUCUGCACUCACGUGGUGAAACGGAAGGCAGAUCUGAAGAGACACCUCCGCUGCCACACGGGAGAGCGGCCGUAUCCAUGCGAAGCCUGUGGGAAAAGAUUCAGCAGGCUGGAUCAUCUGAGCAGCCACUUCCGAACGAUCCAUCAAGCUUGCAAACCCAUCUGCAGAAAGUGCAAGCGCCACGUCACCGAAAUGACGGGUCAGGUGGUCCAGGAAGGGACAAGACGUUACAGACUUUGCAAUGAAUGCCUCUCUGAAGCCGGGAUCGACAGCAUCCGCAUUGAUUUGGACACAGAACCGCCCCCGGAGUUCCCACUAGAAGAAGACAAAGAUUCCAACUGGAAUUACAGUGAAGACAACAGAUCCGACGUGGAAAUUGUAGAGGACGGAUCUACUGAUUUGGUUAUCCAGCAAGUUGAUGACAGUGACGAUGAGGCCGAGGAAAAAGAUAUAAAGCCCAAUGUUAGACUUGGGAAGCACUUCAAAAUAAAAGUGAACAACUUCAUAAAGCACGGCCAGCAGAUCCAAAGGAAUGUAAGUGGACAACGAUUCGUAAUCGUCCAGGAAGCACGCGCCUUCUCCAAAUCGCCGUUUGUUUAUUAAAAACAGUAAGUUUUCAAAACCAGUUUUGAUUCCCAGAUCUGUUUUCAGUGGACUUUUCUGUUGGCCUUGCACAUGGUAGAGCAACUAGCACUUUCCAGCUCCAGAACUGAAACACAAGGGUGGCACAGCGACUAUUCUCAACUUGCCUGUGUUCACACAUUCACUUCCUUCUCUUUAUGGAAGUGUUACACUGCACCAACACUCAGGGUUGAGGUGGGUCAUGACCUGCAUUUUCUCCUUUAGCCCAAUACUCUUUGGUGACAUGGAUACUUCACCCGAAUUUACAGGUUCUGUUCUGCUGUUUCCUUUUUCCAGUUGUUUAUUUUUUUCUUUAGUUUUCCUCUU